UUUCAUACGUUUCGUACAAACGUAGCGAUGAGAAUUCUUCGCACAAUUAUUGGAUAGCGUCGCGGUUUUUGAGAGAUUUUUUCUUCGAGAUGUCAUUGUUCGAUUACUUUCGAAAUUUUCUCGGUGCGAAACGUCGCAACGAGCCUGGCACAAGCGGGCUUGAUGAACAUUAUGCGCCGAGAGAUAAUUUUCGAAAUCCAAUUUGGCAGAGUGACGACGACGACGACGAAAUCGACAUAGAUGAGUUCAUGUUUAAUGGAAACAACAUGCACUUCAACAUCUUCAGUGAUCCACUUGAAAUGGCAAAGUAUUUUGAGUCUCAAAUGGACAAUAUGUUGAAGAAUUUUGGUUUCGGACAUAAUAGCUUCUUCAGAAUGCUUCCUGGUAUAGAAGAAGAUAUUAAAGCACUACCAUUUGCCGAACAUGAACCUGAAAGAAAUAUAGAUAUAGACUUACGUGAAAAGAUGCUGAAAUCUAAACCCGAGAUAUUUGGCGAACAGAAUCAUGAACAAAAAAUAGAUACUGAUGUAGAUGGAAAAAUUACUACAGAAGAAUUUUCAAAACUGUGGAACAAGGGAAGCCUAGAAACUGUAAAACCUUCCGCGCCACAUAGUUUUUCAUUUGGAAGAUCCGUUAGAAAAGAAAUUGUACGAAAUCCUGACGGAACUAUAGAGGAAAAACAAGUAAUCAGAGAUAGUAAAGGUAACGAGGAAACAAUAAUCUCGAGGGUAAUAGGUGACAAAAGAUAUGUUGUUACUACAAAGAAAGAUAAGAAUGGCUUUGAAACAAAAUCUGAGGAUUUGUUUAACAUAGAUGAAAAUGAACUUAAAGAGUUCACCCAAAAAUGGAAACCUAAAAGUGAUACGGAUACCAACCAACCAAUUCUAAGUCGUUUUCCAUGGGACAAGUUUUUCGGUUUUCCUAAUCCGAAAUUGUAGUAACAAAAUAAAUAAAAUCAAUAGUUUUUAAAUAGCUAAACCACACACAUGUCUUAUUCUGUAUUAUACGAGUAUCAGUUUACGAGUUAUUUUAUGUAAUUAUGUUUCUCUUGGUUUCUUUCCAUAAUAAAUAAUAAGACUAGCGCAUA
This is a messenger RNA of Pseudomyrmex gracilis, 1087 nucleotides long. RefSeq names its product HCLS1-associated protein X-1. NCBI's taxonomy places the organism in Eukaryota, Metazoa, Arthropoda, Insecta, Hymenoptera, Formicidae. Bases 90 to 938 code for a protein of 282 amino acids. Gene Ontology annotation, biological process: regulation of actin filament polymerization; negative regulation of apoptotic process. Gene Ontology annotation, cellular component: apical plasma membrane; clathrin-coated vesicle; sarcoplasmic reticulum. The record is from RefSeq and is a predicted model, not a curated record. The transcript is spliced from 6 exons.